GUUAACUGAUAUGUAGAUUUGAUUUGGCAUCGAGUUUAUUGCCCAAACCUAUUGAAGCCCCUGAGGAACUUGAUCAGUUGAUCAUGUUCCGCAUCUCUGCUCUCAAUUCGGGCCGAGGUUCAUCAGAAGCAGUAGACCCCAAUGAUGCCUCGGGUCAAGUCUUGGUGGGGCCGAGUCGUGAAGUAUUGGAAGCAAAUGCUCAUUCCAUGCAUUCUGCUGCAAUACAGCAAAUGGCUCAGUCAAAGAAUGAGCUGGCUGAAAAAAAUUUUCUUGCAGUGCUGAGCAAUCCCAUCAUCGAAAAUGCUGAACCUGGAACUGAAUUCUGCACAUCAGGAGGCAAAAAACUUCCACCUGAACUUGGUUUGAAAUAUUCCUGUUACAAGAACUUGGGCAACAUUAAAAUGGAACAAAAAUGUUACCAGGCAGCCAGCUCGUAUUUCAUUCAGGCGAUGGAGCUGGACUCGGGCGAGGUGGGCGUGAGCUAUCGCCUCGGCCUGGCUGCCAUUCAGCUGCGGGAUUUUGAGCUGGCACUUGUAGCUUUCCAAGAGGGUCUACGGGUAAGCCCGCACCACCUGAUCUGCCAGGACCAGCUGCUGUCGGUGCUGCUGGUGCUGGGGAUGCACGUGGAGGUGCUGGCGGUGGCCAUGACGGUGCUGCGUCGUCAUCCUCGUCACGUCAAGGCCCGCGCCUUCAGCAGCUACGUCCUGCACCACCUCCCGCACUGCGCCGCCCUCGCAUGCAGCGCCUACAGCCACAGCGACGUGCUGUUCUCUGCUGACGAAGACUACGACAAGGCUGCUGGGGAGCGCUUCAUAGCGACGUGCCUCGCCCUUCGUCCCGCCAUCGUGCCUCGUGAGGUGCCGCGGCGCCCUGCGGUGCCAUGCCCCUCGGGGCUCCCUCUGGCGGCGCCCCUUGGUGCCCUCACCUGGCACGACCUCGGGUCCUCGCUGCUCGCCACCCUCGACAUGCUCGACCAACAGGACCCUGUGCUGUUCACUGCUCCAGUCACUGUCGAGAAAGCACUCCGAGAUUACGAAGAAGUUCAGAAAAGAAAGCAAGAAGAAGUGGCGUCAAGAGGUAAAGAUUCAUCUCAUGAUCAAACCAGGCACAAUAAUCCAGCAUUAGGAACUGAGCCCGCUCAUGCCAGCGAUGGAGACGGAAGGGAUUCAAGGAUAAAGUCUGAAACCUCGUCUGGCCGGAGAACAAAAAUUGAGGUUGGCAACGGCCAGGACACCUUCAGACUUCAUCACCGCAACUCUGAUGAUGGAACUUCAUCGUCGACAAGCCCUGCUGCGUCUUCCUCCGUCCCAUGUGGGAACUCUCGUAGCGAGCUGGUGGAAGUCGAAAGAGUUCAAAGUCCAGGCCAAAACUCCGAGAAUAGGAAGUUAGAAGCACGUUGUCCAGCGACGCACAUGCAUGAUGAUGAGCUUGUCAAAACUGAUCCCACGGUACCCCAACUCUCCGACAGUGUCGCAAUAUCUCUUGAUAUCGACAAGCCCGGCGACACCGAGCUAGAUUCUGAUGUGAAAUAUUCUAAUCAGCUCUGUAAAGACGAAAAAGAGAUUAAUGAAAUUGCGGGAAAAAACAUUAUGGCUUCGCGCUCUCCUCAUAGCAUAGAACGCAACUUGGAUGAUGGUAAAAGAAUUGAGGUUAAAUUAGAUGGAAAUUUGCAAAAUAAUGAGGUUUGGUAUGAUUUUGAAAGUGAUAAAAAAGUCAAUUUAUAUUCCCCCGUCAUAGAAACCGAGUCGUUCAAAAGAAAACGUGAUAGCUUGGCCGAUUCAGAAUGCGGUACUGCUAAGAAAGCGCGUUCGGGAUCGACAGAAGAUGAAAUUUCUUCUAGCUCCCGGACCUCAGCAUCUGUUGACCGACGAACCAGUACUGAAACAGAUGACACGUCUCCUUUUGCCAAGCCCCUCAGCCACCCUGGUGACGGUUUACGAAGGUCCAGCACAGAAAGUGAUGAGACGGCGAUUGCAACUCAAAACAGCGACGACGACGACACCUCUGCGUCAACGAAGGCCCCAAAGUCGCGCAGCACAGAAGGUUCGGUCUUAACUGGAAAAGAGAUGGACUACGAGAACGGGGAGGCUUCAUCCGACUCAGAGGUAGAGCCUGAGGAAGAGGAACUGGGCAGUGGAACGCAAGACGAAACUGAAGAUGAGGAAGAAGUUGUCACAAAUUUCGAGGAUGGCGUUGACGAGGAAGUCGAGGAAGACUGUGACGAAGAAGAAGAUGUUCAAGACGACGAAGAUGAUGACGGGGACGAUGAAGCAGACGAGGAAUCUCAGAUUGAAGCCGAUGAAGAUGAGAACAAUAGUGACAAGGAAAUGGAAGUCGACGAGGAGUUUCAUGCAGCUGAUGACAACUCUGACCACGAGGCUAUGGACGAGACCAUAGUUGUAAACAAUUCAUUUCAAAAUGAUGACCGUGCAGAAAAUUCCGACAGUGAAGACGCUACUUCCAUUGAAGACGAUCAGACCGCAGAAGGCGACGAAGAUACAAACGACGAGGAAUUGUCCGACCAUGACGAUCAUCAUAUCCCGAGUGACUUGCAAAUGCUUAAUAACCAGAUACACGCUGCUUGCCAGGAAACUGAUAGCUUAGUUGAAGCUAUUCGGGAAGACAAAGAAAAAGCUGAUCGAGUGUCUGCUUCGCUGUGUGCUAAUGUCGGUGACGGAGAUCAGGGCUUAUCUUCUCCGAAUAUCGCUUACGGCACUGAUUACUGCUACAACAAUUCUGAUGGCAGUCCCGAAGUGGAUCAAAGUCCACGUGGAGGCCACAUGGACGGAAUAAACCCGACUGCUAUUUCAUCAAGCGAACAACAUGGCGAAUUUGAGACAGUCGUUUUUGGUUUGAACUCUGAAGGAACCGCUCGUUCGGAGGCCGUCCCAGAUUCGCAUCAAUUUAGCCCAAAGCCUCCCAAAACGUCUCAAUCUGGUCAUAGGUUUGAUAAUAACGAUUGCUCAAAUGCUUUUGUAAAAACCGAUGCUCGAACUGAGAAGGUAAAAGAGCCUGUCGAGUCACAUCAAAGUUCAUCUAAAGUUAGUGAUCUGAAGAGCAAGGCAGAAAUCAGUGAAGGCAUCGAAGAGGGAGAAAGUGCACCAAACGUUGUUGGUUCCCCCAAAAAGUCUGAAUCUGCCCAAGAGUGUUUAGAGUCUACAAAUGUCCUUAAUAACAGUCCUAACGCAAAGUCAACCCGUGAAAUGACAGUGAAUUACGAAGAGAAACGUGCUUGUACCACUGUAAACUCAGAGGAUAAUUUGUGUUCAAACUUGGGGGAAAAUGGCGAUCGCUGCAAAAUAUUGACUGAUGCCAUGCCGACAAGUGAUAAACCUCACGUAGAUUCAACUUCAUGUGAAGUUGCAGCUAAGACUGCUGCCGAUGAUGGACCUGAUAAAUGUCCUGCUUUAAGUUCACUUGAACCAUCAAAUAGCGCCCUACGACCAAAUAAUUUAGAAGAGCCACUUGAAAAUAACGCGCCAGGUACAGGCAAAACUAUAGAACAAAUAGCAAAGGUCGUCACGGAGGCAGAUGAAACCUUGGUGCAAAAUGAGAACAACGCCAGAGAUGCUGGCGAGCUUUUGGGACCGAAUGAGAAUGAGGCCACGGACGCGGGCGACACAGAAGUGCCUGAGAGUGCGACGGACAUUGAUGAUGACAUCUUAAACCAUGGCGGUUGUUCAACACCGCGUGGUAGAGGCAGACCUGGUCGUAAGCGUCGUGGUCUGAGCAACAACUCGUCGAGUGUUGGUCUAAGACAUGUCAUCCCACGACGUGGUAAGCGAGGUCUGGAGCGUGAGCUGCAGCAGCUCGACUACUGGGGGCGUAAAGCCGACGGUGGCGCCAGCAAACGCAGGAGAAGAACUGCACAAGACGGCAUCACCACGGCGCACCUACUGCGCUCCUUCGUGCCUGCCGCGCUACUGGGGACCAACACAGAGGCCAGCAACGAGGCACCAGCAGCAACACUUGCCAGCGGUGCUGCCUCGUCGCCGGACGUGGCAAAUAACACGUGCACGGAAACAAAUGUUGUGCCCGUGGUGAAUGUUGAUGCAGUGCCGCAACCUACAAAGCAUGCUGCAGUCCCUGAUGUCGAGAACGAUGAACACACAUCAGGAACAUCAAUCAGUUGUGCAGCGUCGUCUGCUAAAGUUGUGCGAGAUGAUACCAGCGCUACUGCACGCGUGCACCCCACCGCUGUCAGGACGCCGGAUGACGUGACCGCGUCUACUGAGCAACCGCCUGCCACUAGGCCUCGAAAACCCAGCGCUGACACGCAACAGUCGAGCGCUGACACGCAACAGGAUCACAUCAAGACUGAAGAGAAAAUGGUGCGUGCAUUCCUAGAGCAGCACUGCAAGAACCACGGCGUGCUCGACCUGCUCGGCCAUUUCCUGAGGGCGUUCGUGUCGGCGCGCCCCACCUGCGUCUGGAAGCCUGGUGACGCGCGCAUCCUGCUGGGGCUGUACCCGCGCUACAGGGAGACAAUACAAGAGCCUUCCCCGCUGUGCAUGAGCACAGAGCUUGUGCCAGCACUGCAGCUGCACAGCACAGUCACACUCGCCUACUGGGAGCUUGCGUUCAGUGCCAAGUCUGCCCUAAACCUGCCCCUGCCCGAGCGCUACAGGGACGACGAUGUGUCUCUGUUGUCGCUGCUGCUCUCGCGCCCCGAGAUCGUCUCUGUUGUGCCCGCGUACAAACAGCGCUUCUCAUGGCUCAUGGCGCAGCUUGAGAUGGUCAGAGGCAGGCCAGAGAUCGCUGCCCUCCACCUAAGUCAGGUGGUGGACGAGUGUGAAGACCUCGGCAUGAGCGAGCUGUGCACGCACCGCGUCGUCACCGACACCAAGAAAGUCACGCCAGCCCGCGCUCGCUCGCAGCUCAAGUCUCUUCUCAAACGUCAGCUAGUCCGUCAGGUCGAGGAUCAGUUCAGUCAGCAGAACUAUGCAGUGGUCAUUGAGGUUGUCAGCGGGGAGCUCACUGACGACGUCAGCUUCAGUGACGCUGAGCAGCGGUCUGCUCACUGCUCGCUGCUCAUCUCUGCGCUCACUGCCAUGCAGGACCAUAAGGGAGUGCUGGAGUGGGGCAGCUUGGUACUGGAGCAGGAGCUUAAUGCCUGCAAGUCAAGGCCUCCAUGGAGCGCUGCUUCCAGUGAUGAUGGAGAAGACAAUGAGGAGAAAGGAUAUGAUUUCCCGCUCAUCAGUCUCACGUUGCGCUCCAUGGAGCGCGCCAUGGAGAACCUCAAUGAUGACGGUGAAUUGAAUUGUAGUAGCUUGCUGCUGCAGCAGGAGCGUCUGUCGUGCACGCCGCACCCGCUGCCCUCCACGCUGCUGCUCGUCACCGCUCACGACGAGCUCGCCAAGCUGGAGCGGUGCUGCAGUGACGGGGGGCGGCUGCUGCUGUACAGCCUGCCGGUGCUGCUGGAGGAGCUCAGGCAGGACCUGCACACUGCGUCCUGCACCAGCCUGCUGCAGGCCCGCGACCAGGCAACCUGCUGCCUCUUCCAGCUGCCUGCGCGCCGUAAUAAGCGCGGUGUACGGGACCACGGGGGCGCGGGUGUCCCGCUCACAUACGGCCACGUGGCGCGCCUGUAUCCAUACUACCAUACAUAUGUGUUGCCUUGUCCCCAGCGCGGUGUACGGGACCACGGGGGCGCGGGUGUCCCGCUCACAUACGGCCACGUGGCGCGCCUGUAUCCAUACUACCGACCUGACGAGCUGCCGCACUUCCAGGCCGCCACGCCGCCCUCGCUCUCAGAGGACCUGGCGCUGCUCUUCAAGAGGUUCGUGGAGCUUCUCCCUGAAGAGUUUCUGGUCGUAAACAAGCUUGAGGAAGUGGAGCGAUAUUUAUCAGGUGACACAAGCGAAAUGAAGUUGAAGCAAGCCAUUGAGAACCAUCCUCUCCCUCACGUCUUCUACUUGCUGGGAGAUCAUUUCUUCAAGAACAAGGAGUGGGACAGCGCAGUAUUUUAUUAUAAGCAAGACAUUGUCAUCAAUCCUAGCCGCCUUGACUCGUGGGCAGGACUUGGUCUUGCGCUGAAGACCAAGCUGGAGACGCAACUGAAUUCCUGCGAAAUAAUCCCAGACGAGGAGAAGUUUCUUGGUCAAGUCGAAGAAGCAAGCAGAUGCUUUGAAGAAGCCCUCAGGCAGGACCCAAAUCACUCGAACCUUUGGGUCGAAUUUGCCGGUCUUGUGUACAUGACUUUCUCCCAUGCCUCCCGUCUCCUCAAGCAAGAACUGAACCCUGACAUGAGCCUCGAGAUGUACGACCUGCUCGAGAAAACCAAAGCCAAGAUGCUGGACAGAUCAGAGCAAUGCUUCAGCAAGGCACUGAAGCUCAGCGUGGAGGACGUGGCACCUGACGACGAGCGCUGGUUAUAUUAUUAUAUGCUAGGCAAAAUUGGGGAGAAGAAAACUGCACCUCCCAAGGAAAUCAUUGAGAACUACAUCGCUGCUGCUAAUGAGCUUCACCUCAAUGGUGCUCAGUACCCUUCGAAAAUUAACUACAAUAAUCCCGAGGAAUACGCCGUUGAAGCUCUAGAAAUGCAUUUCAGAAUACACAGCUACAUCAUGAAGUUUGUCGACCCAAAAGACGUUAAGCUUCCCUCAGCAGAUUUAAUAGAUUACUUCAUGUUGGUGACUGAGAAAUUGUCUAAAGGAAAUUUCGUGACCUCGACGCAGUACAUCCCAACAGAUUUCUCUUGUCUUGAUUCUCAAUCAGCUAAGAGCCGCCCUUCGCCCUCUCCACAGUUGAUACAGAAUGUUGCUUUUGUACAGUCUUUGGUUUCAGAAAUAAUGGAGAAUGCGUGCGAUGAGGCUCAAUCUAAAAACAAACCAGGCCAUCCUGAAGAAAACAGAACCACACAAUCGAACAAUACAACACAAAGUGUCAACGUGUGCAGUGAUGACGAGAUUAUGGUAGUGGAAGAGAGCAAGGAACAAAAAAGCAAGAAAAUAAUAAUAUCGCGAUGUUUGGAUGCCUACAAACUGUGCCUGGUUCGUUUCCCUCAUCACUACAAGAGCUUGUACCGCCUCGCCCACUUCUACCACACGGCCAAACUGUGCAAGGAUAACAACAAGACUCGUAACUACCUCAUAGGUAGCACCUUCUGGCAGCGUGUUGACUACAUGCCUGUCAACGGACUCUUCCACGAGCGCAGGAUCAGUUACCAACAGCCGCGCAAUUGUAAUCUGUUCCACGGCGUCUGGCGCAUCCCUAAUGAUGAGAUAGACCGGCCCGGCAGCUUCGCAGCGCACAUGUUUCGCUGCGUCUCGCUGGCUCUCGAUGUCUUGCCCAGCGUCAAGGAUUUCCAGACCACGUUCGAUAUUGCGCUUGCACUGAAGGUGUCUCCUGAAAAAGAUAAGAAAUAUUUGCGUGAAAAUGAAAGACAAUUACUUUGUGAGCAUGCAACUCAGGUUGGCCUUCAAACUGUCAAGGAUAAAUUCAGAAUACUAUUCAAAACCAACGCCGUGAUUCAUAGAAAUCGAAAAAUGGCCUUCUUGUCCGAUGUAUAUGGAUGUCACCGUUAUUUGAGUCGCCAUCUUGGAGAAAUUGAAUCAACAAUUUCCUCCCUUCUUUCCCAGACGUACGCAGCCUUAGAAGUCGUUACUGGAGAUCCUGCGACGUUGUUGCGCCAAGCCGAAGCUUAUUGCCAGGCUCACCACAUGGGCAACCUGGCUUCCAGAAGAGGAGGACAGCAAAAAGCGAAUGCAAUUCUUCUUCAAGCAAAGCGGCCAUCGAACGCUUUGCUACUUCACCAGCAACAACAAAUGCUUAAGCCUUCGCUGGUGGAGCCUGUGAAAACAGGAGGUAAUCGUCAGGCUUGUGUGCCAUUGCUAUCAGGACCCAAUGCAUCAGCGAAGGUCUCAGAGGCUGACGUCACACAUCGCAAACAAGACUCCGCCAGUGGAAAUCCCAAAAGUAUUCUUGCCAGCGAUAGGCAGCCUCAGAAAUCCUCUUCAAAGCUGGAAGCCAACAAUACCAAACCUGUCAGAGCUAAUCCAGCAACAGAUGGUAAUGUGCCCAAGGCGAAUAUGCCGGGUAGUUCUGGCUCAUCUUAUUCAUCGAGCCAGUCAGCCAUGAAUGCUUCUAACCGUUCCUUGGCCACCCCACAACCUCGGUCAACUGCUGCGCCCGUGCCCCGCUCCAGCGCCACCGUCCUGCCUCGAUCAGCUGCGUUCUCCCGAAGUCAAGCCAAUUCUUCCUCCCGAAAGCCAUCUUCCGUUCCAUCCCCAAACAAAACUCCUGCAAAUUCCUCGUCGGCUCAAGCCACAACUUCUUCGUAUGAUUCCAAAAAGUCACAAGUUCUCGCCUCAAAAACAGGUUCAGCGAACAAAGUGCAAGAUUCUGCCUCUAUGCAGCUGCCCGCAAGUAGUUCCGACGAUCAAUUGAUUCGUCAUGCAUACGGAGUGUAUGAAAAACUAAUACAAUUUCAAUCUAAAGUCAGUGCUAAAGGCAUUGAUACUGCAACCUAUAACUUGUACAAGUCUCAGCUUGACAACUACCAGGCUCAAUUAUUGCAGUUAUUAAAAGUACCUGUUGUUUCUCAAUAUUUCCAACAGUCUCUGCAAAAAAUGCAAAAUACUGCCGCUAAAUUGCCUCCCCCUCCAAAGACUGUACCUACAGCUACAGCCGCGAGCGGGCGGGCUUCUCAAAAACUCCCAACUGCAACUUCUUCCCGAACCUCGUCCAGCGAUAUUAUCGUGGAGAAAUGUGUGCGCAAGAGCAACCCGAUGAACAAGGAAUCAGUACCAAAACCCAAUCCAUCGUCCAGCAGUUCUACCUCCCAAAAAAACAUACCACCUCAGUCUCAGCAGAAACCAAGCCACCCAGUUGCGCAAAAGAAAUCGUUCCCGUCGAAUAAUUUCCAAAGUUCCACCUAUCAGAUGGCCAUGAGUAGCAAACCUCUCCCGCGUUUGCCCAAAGGCCUCUCAGUCACGGUUUCUCCGUCAAAAGAAAGUGAUCCUGUGAGAGCACUUCCGACGUCAAAUAAAAGUAUUUCUCUGAAUCCAGUGCGACAGGCACCUCUUGGUGCGAGUUCUUCUUCAAGAGCAUCUUCUUCUAAGCCUUCUCCUUCUAGCUGCGUUCAGCUGAACCCAGAGCAGCUGAUGCAACUGGCCUACGGCAACGCUAGCGCUGCUACCUUCUCCUCGCCAUCACCUUGGGCCAGCGGCAAACAAGCGACUCAGCCCUCGCCCAAGACAUCGCUAAGUUUGGAUGCGCACGCGCGACAGUUCUACAAAAAUAGUCCUAACACUAAUCUUGCCUUGGUGUCUAAUAAAAAACUUCCAGCAUCAAGAGCGAAAUCCUUAACUGUUGCUCAAAAACUCCAGCAUUUGCGCACUCAACAGCCUUCUGCUGAGCAGAGGAAUAAAUCUAAAGAUCAUCUAAAAUCAAAUACAUCUGUCGGUGACUCUGACGAUGUCAUCACGUUAGAUUAACAUAAUUGAAUAGAGCGUAAUCUGUUUCAUUUUGGCAUUGAUAAUUCUUUUUUGUUCGCGGAAUGAUGUCGUUUUUUCAGCUUAUUAGCUAUCAAUUUACCUGUAACAAUUCAAUAUUUGGAUUUCAGACAUGUAGGUGAUUACCCGGUCGAUUUCCCGCUCUUUGAUGAAUUUCGAUAACGGAACGGUCAUAUUUUAAUUUUAUUUUUUAAUUUUAAUUUUCAUAGUUUUUGAUUUAUUUCAUAAUUUUUGUAAAAAGUUUAAAUAGGUAUUCAAUUUUCUUUGAGCGUUUAGUCGUCAUUUGUUUGCGAUGGUUGAGAGACCGCGGCUCGCUGCCCAGUUCUAUCAUAAACCUUAACAUAUCAAUUUGUAGCCUGAGGAAUGAAAUUAGAAUGCCGGGCAUUAGCGACACCUUGUCUGUUCUCGAUAUUUUUAUAGGUUCAUUAUUUAUUUCUGUUUUUUUUUUCAUUCGUGUUGUUCCAAUUUAGCCCAAUGAAUAUGUCGCAAUUUUUUUAUUAGAAAUUACUCAUAAUUUCCUAAUAUAUUCCGUAUG
Messenger RNA from Hyalella azteca, 9990 nucleotides. RefSeq lists its product as uncharacterized. Lineage: Eukaryota; Metazoa; Arthropoda; Malacostraca; Amphipoda; Hyalellidae. The record is from RefSeq and is a predicted model, not a curated record. Gene Ontology annotation, molecular function: protein binding; nucleosome binding. Gene Ontology annotation, biological process: chromatin organization. Gene Ontology annotation, cellular component: nucleus. The coding region runs from base 84 to 9437 and encodes 3117 amino acids. The transcript has 15 exons.